AUGAUUACAGAAGGGCAAAAUUUAAUAACAAUGGAAGAUAUUAAUGCGAAGGAAAUGGAAAAUGAAAACAAGGAAUCUGAUAUAAUUAUUCCAGUUCCAGAUUUAAAUAGUUCAAUGGCCACUAAAGAUAUAAAUGGUGAUCAUGACAUAUCUGAAGGGCAAAAUUUAAUAACAAUGGAAGAUAUUAAUGCGAAGGAAAUGGAAAAUGAAAACAAGGAAUCUGAUAUAAUUAUUCCAGUUCCAGAUUUAAAUAGUUCAAUGGCCACUAAAGAUAUAAAUGGUGAUCAUGACAGAUAA
Messenger RNA from Metopolophium dirhodum (rose-grain aphid), 297 nucleotides. RefSeq lists its product as uncharacterized. The transcript is spliced from 2 exons. Lineage: Eukaryota; Metazoa; Arthropoda; Insecta; Hemiptera; Aphididae. The record is from RefSeq and is a predicted model, not a curated record. The coding region runs from base 1 to 297 and encodes 98 amino acids.